AUGCCCCCUCUGCUGUCCACCACACCCCCGCCUGUCAUCCUUUGGUGGCAUCUUACUCCAAACGCCAGUUCCAUCCCCUCCAGGCUUCUCCCCGUCCCCGGCUCCAUCCUCUCUCCAUUUAAGCCUAAGGGCAGCUUUGCUAGAAGACAGCCCGCCCUGCAGGAACAGAAAGCCUGGACUUCCACUGUGUUCACCACAAUCAGCGCCCCGGGCCGCGGGGGUCCCAUCCUUCCCUUAGACCGACUCUGGAAGGACCCCGAGAAGACUCUGGAAGUCUUUACCGGAUACUUCUCUGUGCCCCACGGCGUGGGUAAAAGUGCAGGGGCGGCCACGGGCGAGGAAGGCGUGGCGCGGCUCCGGACGACUAGGACGUGGCCGGCGGGAAUCCCGGAGGGCGGCCCGCAGGUGGCGGCGCGGGGCGGCGGGCGGGGCCGGGAAGGGGGAGGGCUCGGCGCGCGUCGGGCGGUGACGGCAGCGCGGAGGGGAGGUGCGAGCCGCCCGCUCGCCGGGGAGCCAUGGCGAGAGGCCGCGCCGCGGCGCCCGCAUCAGUGCCCGCGUCCGCAGCAGCGCCCCUGCCCGCCGCCCCGGGGCCCACCCGGCCGCCGCCCCCGCUCGCCCCGAGACUUUGACGCCCGUGCGCCUCGAGCGAGGCGUCCCCUGGCGCGGGGCCGCGCGCGGGAGAGCCCGAGUGCAGCCUUAGCGUCCCCGAGAGUCUCGAACGCCCCGACGACCCCCGCGUCUCCAAACCCCGGACUCCGAGCCCAGGAGCGCCAGGGCGGCAGGCGGGCAGUAGGAGGCGGCGGCGCCGGAGCGGAGCCACCGCGAGUGCCCCCGUGCCGCCCGGCCGGCUGCAGCGGAGGGAACCGGAGCAGCCGGGCGGCCGGGGUCGGGCCGACAACGACGCGGAGGAAGCCCCCACCGAGGCCCCUGGGGACCGCGCCUGCUGCCGGAUUGCGCUCCGCGCCCCUCUUGCGGGAUUUUAAAAAUAAAAAUCUUGUGUAAGAGACAGAGCAAAGUACCAAGAUUGCCUCAGCUAGAGGAGCCAGUUUUCUGUGGAUUUGGACCAACCUGUAACCUGAGCCGUGCACAGCUGCCAUGAAUAGAACAGGGGCCUGGUGAAGGGCACCUUCUGCCACUUUGGCCGAUUCAGAUCCAGCAACCUCCUGGCUGGCAGUGAUCAUGAAGAUGGGAACUAGGGCACCGGUGCAUUUUAAGGUUUGCCCUUCGCCCCUUGGUUGGGUUAUUUUUACCACCUUUGAGCUCUUCUGAUUUGGCUGCUGCUUCUCUUACUGCUCUGCCACAGUGCACCUUUUGUUGGGAAGUCAGACCUGUGGCCAGCUUUUGGGUAAAAUACUCCUUGGAGCCUCCUCAUCUUUAAAAUAUAGAUAAUACUCAUGUACCCUGGAAGUUGUGGAGACUGACGAAGAUAAGGUUUGUUU
This is a messenger RNA of Rhinopithecus roxellana (golden snub-nosed monkey), 1439 nucleotides long. RefSeq names its product translation initiation factor IF-2-like. The transcript has 4 exons. Lineage: Eukaryota; Metazoa; Chordata; Mammalia; Primates; Cercopithecidae. Bases 1 to 1002 code for a protein of 333 amino acids. The record is from RefSeq and is a predicted model, not a curated record.